This is a messenger RNA of Calliphora vicina (urban bluebottle blowfly), 2500 nucleotides long. RefSeq names its product Glucuronyltransferase S (gene GlcAT-S). Gene Ontology annotation, cellular component: Golgi membrane. Gene Ontology annotation, molecular function: galactosylgalactosylxylosylprotein 3-beta-glucuronosyltransferase activity. The record is from RefSeq and is a predicted model, not a curated record. Gene Ontology annotation, biological process: chondroitin sulfate proteoglycan biosynthetic process; carbohydrate metabolic process. Lineage: Eukaryota; Metazoa; Arthropoda; Insecta; Diptera; Calliphoridae. The transcript has 6 exons. Bases 621 to 2039 code for a protein of 472 amino acids.
UGUAAAAUAAAACAAAUACAUAACGAUAUAUUUGCAUUAAUAUAUGCACAUUUUAUAUACUAUAAAAAAAGUAAAUAGACUAAAUUACACAAAAGCGACCGACCGCAAGCUUAAAUUAUGAAAUAUUUAAUUAAACGAAAUGAAUAUGUAGCAAAGAUUUUAAAAUGAUUAAACAAGUUGGGCUGAUAUUGAAAUUAAAACAAUAACAAUACAAAUAUUUACUUUUAUCAACAUCUACUGUGCAAAACAAAUUAAAUAAAUAUUUAAGUACCGAAUGACCGAGUGUGAUUUGCGUCUAGUAUCAUUUGAUAUUAAAAUUGUCUUUCCAUAAAUAUUAAACAAAUGACAUUUAAACACAAAGUUGAACUUUAUUUAAAAAGAUAAUAAUAACAAUUUAAAAAGAAUAAUAAUUUCAAAAUCCCUUCAAAUACUAAUCAAAAGCAAUAUAAAUAAAAUCGAUUGAACUGCAGGAUCCAAGUGCAAAUGUUGUGAAUUAAUUGUAACAAGUUCAUCAAGUUGAAGUGGGCAACUAACAAUCAACUGAAAGGUGGUGUGGCAACGCGCGGUGUAAGACGCGUCUAGAAGCGUAUAACAAUUGUUAAUCAAUUAAAAGUGAUAUCAUGCCAAGUGCCCAGUAUCGUCCACUAGACACUGGCAAUGGUAGACCAGUGCAAAGCUCAGUGUUACGCGGUGCCCAUGGUAGCAAACUGCGGGCACUAUGUCCCAAAACGGCCAACAGUAGGCGAUUGUUUGUGUGCGUCAUGCUGCUGAUGAUGUUGCUCGUGUAUGUUGUUUGGUGUGCCGUGGCCAACUACACGGAUGAUGGUAGAGCGGAUUCCUUUACUACCACAGGUAAAUUACAACUACCACACAGCACAUCACCAAGAAGCCGGGGGUGGAAUUUAGUAGCUGUGGCCGCUCCUUUAAUGUUAAACAAAUUAAAGGCGAAACAUAGUGCUGUAGAACCUAAUGUUAAUGAUACCCUGCUUAAUUUUAAUUCCUCAAUAAUUGGAUUAGGUUUCAGCACCCUAUCACCAUCACCAGCAGCCAAUAAAGGCAGUGCACGUGAUAUGCAACGCUUGCCAAAUUUAUAUGAUAAUAAACAAACAACAGAUGUACCCUCCACACCCUGCACAGAGUCAUUUAUUGAUGCUCGUGUCUAUAUACAGGAUAAACCUAGACAGGAAUGGGAUAAUUUAAGCACAAUUUAUUUUGUUACACCCACUUACCCCCGCAGAGAACAAGUACCCGAAUUAACUAGAUUAGCCUAUACACUGUUGCACGUGCCACGUAUACAUUGGAUAGUGGCCAAUGAUUAUAAUGCCUGUAAUCCCUAUUUAGAUACUUUACUUAAUCGUUUUGGUAUUCCCUUUACCCAUCUGACCAGUCCCAUGCCCGAGCGUUUUCGUAAUGUUAAAUCCAAACCUAGAGGCGUUUCAAAUAGAAGGGCUGCCAUGCAGUGGCUGCGUCAACGUAAUAUAACAACUGGUGUGUUAUAUUUUGGUGAUGAUGACAACACUUAUGAUCUCAAGCUAUUUAGCGAAAUACGUGACACCAAAUAUGUGUCCAUGUUUCCAGUGGGUUUAAUAGCCAGUUACGGUAUUAGUGGUCCAGUAGUUCGUAAGGGUAAGGUAGUUGGUUUCUUAGAUUCUUGGGUAGCGGGUCGACGUUGGCCCGUUGAUAUGGCCGGUUUUGCUGUAAACUUAGCCUAUAUGUCCGAAUAUCCGAAUGCCAGUAUGCCUUUUAAGCCUGGCUAUGAGGAAGACUACUUUUUGCGUAGUAUAGCUUUGACUUUGGAUAAAAUCGAACCGAAGGGCAAUAAUUGCACCGAGAUAUUAGUUUGGCAUACACAAACUAAAAAUCAUGCACGUGAACCGGUGAAAAUAGAUCAUGAAUACUUGGAUAAUCGUUCUAAUUUGGGAGCUUUAUUUAAGGCGCUAGCUGAAAUGGGUGUUUCCGAUGCUUCUGAUGAUGAGGGACAAAAAGCCAUCAUAAGCAGUAACGGCAAAUCCAAGCCUUUGGGUUAUUAUCUUAGCUGAGAAACAAUGCCAUUUCAAGAUUUUUUCAAGAAAAUAUUUUUAGUUUGAAUUUUUAAAAACGAAAUUUUUUUUAUUUCUUGAACCUGCCCAAAUAACAGUUGAUUAGCGUACUUUUUAGAUAGAUUUUAGAAAAUUUAAAAAAAGCUGCAAAUCUAUCUAUCUAGUUCGUUAACGGAGUUAAUAUCUGACUACAUAUUAACAGCUGUAAAACAGUCCCACUUUACUUAGUUAAAUAUCGACCCUAUAAUACUCUUCAUUUGUAGGUGUAUUUCUUAUUGCAUGUAGAUCCUAAAGGAUGAUAUUCAUUGAAGCCAUUAUAAAUCUUUUCAUGACAUUUUUACUCUGGUUAUUUGUGUUUUCAAUUGUCCUUGGUUUUUUUUUUCAUUUUUGUAGCUAUUUUUAGUUUUUAAAUUCUAUUAAUUUAUUGAUAUCAUCUACUAUUAUUUAUUUAAAUUAUUUUU